GUAAAGGAGACUGUUGGAAACGGAACGUUGCCCGGUUUCAAUCUCCCCUUCUGGGACGAGGUUGCGUCGGCCAUCGCUGCAAGACCAGAAAUCGUUACUGGGUCCUACGAGGCCUACGUCUCCGUUGACACAUCCUUUUCGUCUCCUUUCUACGGUAGUUUGAGAAUGUUCCCAUCUGAUCUACGUCCCAAGAAGGGUGUCCGGACCGGAAAAGCCACCAUGCCCAAGAAGGGUGUCCGGACCGGAAAAGCCACCAUGAUCACCGGUGUGGACACUGGAAAGUUCAAUGCUAUGGUGGUCAACGCUUUGGUGAGAGAUUGGACUAAUUUCUGCCAAACAAACACAGCACCUAGUCUCGCCAGUAUUUAA
Molecule: messenger RNA, 369 nt
Organism: Lachancea lanzarotensis
Lineage: Eukaryota; Fungi; Ascomycota; Saccharomycetes; Saccharomycetales; Saccharomycetaceae
Source: the annotation of a RefSeq genome assembly